GGAUAGCGCUGCAGUCCUUCCGGACUCCGACUCCUGGGCUGCUUCCAGGAGUCAGUGCUCAUCAGGAAUCUCCUCUUUUACACGACGGUCGAAUCCCGCAGAAUCUUGAAACUCAUUUAUAUCUGACAUUAUGGACCUCCUGAGUACUCUCCAACUCUCCUUGUCUCACGCUGGGCUUUUAUUCUCUGCAUACUCUGACGUGUCCUGUCCGGCUGUCAGUCGCUUAAGGUCAUCGCAAUGAUUUCGCCUGUCAAGAUUCUCCGUGGCCUCUCUGCAGUGGCGGCGGUACUUUGCAUCGUCUUUCUCUCUUACAGCAUCCGCGAGCCUCAUCAACAUCCGCACAUCGAACUACGCGAAGCAAUCAAGCUUGGAUCAGCAAAACGACCUAUAGUAUGGCAGGUCGACGAUCUUCCAGAGACGAAUAUUGAUCCAUUAAAUCGAUUACGCGCCAUUGAAUAUGUCCCUUUUGACGGCUCAGUCCCACAGGGAGUCUCAGUCAAUGAGUCUUUCAACAUCCACUUUACUUGUCUAGAUAACAGUCUGUGUCCGGAAAGCUUCGCAGCACUCAUUGUAGGUCCUGCGCAACAUGCCUUUAUCUCUUCACCCAAUGCAUCACAAGUACAAAAGCAGCAUACCUUACAGAUCGCAGACCCAGGCACGUACAAAGUCUAUCUUUGGCCGCAUUUCGGGCCCAAGUGUUCUCAGUAUUACAACACACCUGACCCUUGGUACGAGCGUCUUGCAGUCGGGUCGCCUUUCACGCUGCGAGUGACAGGUAGUUAUCCUGUACGCGUGGUGGACAGUCCUUGUUCAAGCAUUGAGGCCAUACAGGAUGGUCGUUGGGUGCAUUCAGCUGAUUUACACAUGAGCGAGAUUGACAUGCUGGGGUUUGACCCAUAUGCGAAAUUCAUCAGGCAUGAUCAUGUUCAACUUGCUCCCUACAUCUGGCUACCAUAUACUUGUCACGUCAAGCACCGUUCUAUCCGCUCUCAUCUUGCACGACUCAAAGCUAAGCAUGUCUUAAUUAUGGGGGACAGCGUUUCGCGCGAUCCUUUUUGUCGGCAAAUAUACGAACCGCAUGUCAAGAACCUUACUGGUGGUCCGUGUGAUAUUGCAACUAUUGAUAACUAUCACGGUGGCACGAAGCAAUUAUCUAUACGUUAUGGUGGUUCGCCGGACGAGAAGACAUUGCUGACGUUUGUCAGAAUCUCGGACAAGUUUGGUGCAGAUGGAAAGGCACCAUUGAAAGACGAGGAAGCAAGGAUCACGCCAACGCAUGUCAUCUGGAACCAAGGUCUAUGGUUUCAGCUUUUUAAUGCAUCUGCUGAGGAAGAGUACGAGACACUGACACGAACAAGUCGUUUACUGCUCUCACUCUACCCAGACGCCAAACACAUUAUUCGAGGGACGACUUCUAUGCAUGAGAAUAUUGCAUGCUACGAACAACUCAGUGGUCGAGACGCCUGUAUCCGCGAAUCUAACACCGCACGUCGUGUCUACGAAGAGGAACGCGAUCGCUCUCCCAAUGCGCUCUUGGCUUUUAUGGAGACAUUCAGCUAUACAGACGUACGACCGGAAACCACUAAAGAUGGUCGACACUAUACCCGUAUUCUGAAUGGUGGUGACCCAGGCGAUCAAACAAUUGCAGAGUUGCCACGGGUUGGCGAGACGGACGUAUGGUUGGUAGUCCUCAUGUUUGAGAUUUGGGCACGGCAUAUUUGACUCGGGUCAAGAUGGCCGCCACUAUUCACGCGUUUUUAUCGCUAGGGUUUGCAUACUUGCAGAUGAAGUUGUUUUUGCCGAUCGAUCGUGAGGUAGGUGAUUUGCACGGGCGACUGAAGCAUGCCAUUUUGAGGUACAGGCACAGGAUGUUUGUAAUGAGUGAGUGACAGCUCAUGUGUCGGAUGAUUGCCGCCAAACAUUCAGGGGUAUCUACCAAAAUUGUGAGAAACGCGCAAAGAAGU
Molecule: messenger RNA, 1964 nt
Organism: Protomyces lactucae-debilis
Lineage: Eukaryota; Fungi; Ascomycota; Taphrinomycetes; Taphrinales; Protomycetaceae
Exons: 3
Coding region: 238-1722 (494 amino acids)
Source: RefSeq, a predicted model, not a curated record